AUGGAUGAUAAAGAUAAGAUUAAAGUAUCGAUCAGAGUUAGGCCCUUUAACAAGGACCCAAUCGAUCAAUCAAACAAAGCAAGUCCAUGGAUCAUCACCAAUGAUUCAAUCACACAUAUUAAAGGAACACAACCAUUCUCCUAUGACUCCAUAUUUGGAAUGUCCUCGACUACCUUGAACUUGUUCAAUAUGGUUGCAAAGGACAUUGUUGAUAGUGCACUCAAUGGUAUCAAUGGUACCAUAUUCACAUACGGACAGACAUCGUCCGGCAAGACACAUACAAUGAAGGGAACAGAUACACAUCCAGGUAUCAUCCCACUAUCCAUACAACAUAUAUUCAAUCACAUUCAAAAUACAUCCAAUCAACAUGAAUACAGCACACGUGUCUCUUAUAUGGAGAUAUACAAUGAGGAGUUGAAAGACUUACUCGUCUCUGGCAACAACAACAACAACAAGAAGACCAAGCUCAAGAUACACGAAGAUGGUGAUCGUAGCAUAUACGUUGGUGGACUGCGCGAGGAGCAAGUCACCUCAGUCGAACAAGUGACCAACAUCUUAAAGAGUGGUGAGGAGAAAAGACAUGUUGGAACAACAAAUAUGAAUGAGAGUAGCAGUCGCUCUCACACAAUAUUCAGACUGCAUAUUGAGCGACAUGAGAAGGGUGAUGACUCUUCCAAUCAAACUCAAUCUGGAAUAGUUCCAGGACAAGGUCGCGCGCCUCACUCAACAUCCAAGCGCGCCAAACUUAUAUCCGUGCUCACUUUGGUCGAUUUGGCUGGAUCUGAGCGAGCAUCUUCAACUGGAGCAGAGGGUAUGCGACUCAAGGAAGGCAAUCACAUCAACAAGAGUCUUUCGACCUUGUGCACGGUCGUGUCCAAGUUGUCAGAGGGCAAGGACGGCCAGCACAUACCCUAUCGCGACAGCAAGCUCACGCGUAUUCUCCAGUCGUCGCUGGGUGGAAACUCAAAGACCGCCAUCAUCUGUACUAUUACGCCGUCUGCGCAUCAUGUCGACGAAUCGCUGUCCACGCUCAACUUUGCCAAGCGCGCCAAGAACAUCAAGACCAACUACCGCAUCAACCAAGUGCAGGACAAUGCCGCUCUGUAUCAAAAGGUGGUCAAGGAGAACCAGGAGCUAAAGAACAAGCUCAAGCAGCAACAGGCGCGACUGGAUCCCUCCACCGCGUCAUCAACGUUUGGCCGCGGACUAGGCCUUGGCUUCCUCCAGAGCAUAUUUGGGUCGGGCGCCAGCUCGAACGCAUCCAGCGUGCUGACCAACGACACGAGUGCAAUCGUUUGGGACGAGGACCAGAUGUCCUCCACACCAAGCGUGGCACAGAUGCCCACCAAGAAGCGUCGCGAGACAUGGGCGCCCGAGUCCGAUCAGUCACGCAUCAAGAAGCUGCGAGUGGGAGCCGCGCCAAUCAAUCAAUCAAACGUCAACUUGGACGUCAGCGCGACGACACCCAGCACAUCCACAUCAUUGGCCACGACGCCAAUCAAUCCAAACAAGUCGACAUCAUCCGCAGUCACAAACAUCCAGCAUCAGCUCAAGAUCACAAAUGAUGAGAAGCUGGAGCUGGCUGCCCAGUUGGAAGACGAGCGCACCAACUUCCAGGACACAUACCAGAGCAUGAAUGAGUACAUUGAGAUGCUGGAGGCUGAGCAUGCGCGUGUCCAAUGUCUGCAGGAGGAGAACACAAUGCUACAAGAGGAGCUUCAGGGCUGCGAGCAGUUGAUUGACGACUGCGACGAGCAGAUCGUCACACUCAAUCAACGCAACGAACAGAUGAACAUAGACCUGGAGCGAAUGCAUACUGAAGCCGUCCAGCUCGAGGAGGCAGCCCGUGCCGAGCGCGAUUGUCUGAGCGCACAGCUGCUCACCCUGGGCGAGAACUAUGCCCUACUCGAACAAGAUCGUGGGUCAUUGCACAGCGACAACCAGCUGCUCAAGUCAAGGAUCGAGUCCUUGAGUGCCAGUCUCGACCAGUUCACCCUGAUGUUUGAUCCCAUUCGCGAGCAGAUCAACGUCUACCUUGAGCAACACAAUCAACUACGCGCAGAGGUCACCUACCUCAGUGAGCAGAAUGAGCUCAUGGACGCCCAGCACACCGAGGUCGCAGCGCACAACGCUGACCUGGCGCGCAACAACGAGGACUUGGCGCGCGAGAAUCAAGAGCUGCGUGCCACCCACAAUGAGCAAGGAUCACGAGAGAGUGACUUGGCCGCAAGAUUGAUAGAGGCCAACAAGCAUGCCGAGGCUCUUCAGGGCCAGCUCACAGAACAUCAAGGUAUCAUCGAUGGGCUGAGGCGCGUCAAGUCGCAGUAUGAUCAAGAGAUGGAGCACAUUGGCCACCAGCUUAAGGCCCAGCGCAACACGAUUCAAGUGCUCGAGCAACAGAUCGCCGACAAGAACAAGCCGAUUGAGGAGCAGCUGGCCCUGGUCCAUCAGAUGGAGUCGCGUCUGAACGCGGCCUUUGCCAACCACGAGUCCUCAGUGGACGCACUCAAUCGCGAGAUCAAUCAGAAGGACGACAGGAAUCGCCAACUGACAGGCGACAUUGAGCGACUGGAACAGGCUUCGCGGCGCCAGGAGCAGACGCUGGCCAACGAGAAGUUUGAGUUGGCUCAGCAGCUGCAGCAACUGGAGCAGCAUCAUCAAGCUUCGCACGAGACGUCCAGGAUGCAGCUCGAGAUGCAGACCGCGGACAACCUGGAGCUCAAGGCGCGACUCUCCCAGCUGGAGACCAUGUACCAGGGACGUCUUGAAGAGUCCAAGCUCAUGCUCGAGGCCAAGCGAGCAGAGGUAGCACAGCUCGCCGACCAGCUAGCCGACGCUAGCAGCAAGAGCUCGACCCUGGCCAAGCUCGUCGACGAACUAACCGCACAAAAGAGUGAUGUGGACGCGAGAUUCAAAGAGGUCGUUGCCGAGAAGGACGCUGCGCAGUCCAAGAUGGGCGUCGAGGUGGCCCUGCUCAAGGACCAGGUGGCAAAACUAAAGAAGGCCAAGCCAGGCGAGAUCGUCGCGAACAAGGCGAUUGAGCGCGAGAAGGAUCUAUUGCGCACGGACAAUGAGAAGCAGAAAGAGAAGAUCGCGACGCUCGAGGCCAAGGUCAAGCAGGUGACGAUGGAGAAGUCGGCGAUCCAGUCUGAGAAGGCCACCGCUGAGCGAGAGCUCAACAUCCUCAAGAAGUCCAAGGCCGACGUGGAGAAGGAGCUGGACAAGAUACGAACGACCAAGAAGACCGAGACGGAUCGCACCAAGGAAUACACGACGGCAAUCAAGACCCUGACCAAGGCCAACGAGACAUUGACCAAGUCCAACGAGUCCUUGACCAAGGCCAGCGACAGGUAUCGAGUUCAGGUUACAGAUUUGGAGGACCAGCAUGCCAAGCGCGCCGAGCAGUUAGAGGCAGUGGCGGAGGAGGUGGCCAAGCUCAAAGAUGAGAAGUCGGCACUUGAUGAGACCAUCGCCAGUCUCGAGAUGGACAAGGCCCAGUAUGAGAUCAAGCUCAACACACACGAGGCCGAGAUCACCAGGUUACAUCAAGAGUCCGACAAGGCCAAGGCUCAGUAUGAGGCCAAGAUCAACACACAUGAGGCCCAUAUCAACAAGUUACAACAGGACUCUGAGAUGGCCAUGACCGAGCACCGCGCCAGUCUGACCGCCCUUCAAUCACAAGUAGACAACAAGUCAAGCGAGCUCGAGACCAUGACCCGCGCAUUGGAGGAGGCGAAGGAUAGUGCCUCGCGAGUUGUAAAGGAGCUGGCUGAGAAGGAGACUGAGAAGGACAAUCUUUGUACCCAGCUGGCCGAGUUCAACUUCCAGAUCGAGGAGAUCAAGGCUGAGUUAGCCUUGGUCACAUCACAGUUGGACACACAGCUUAAAGAGCGCGCGAAGCUGGAGGAGCAGAUGGCUGCUUUAAGGACCGAGUUGGAGGGCGCGACCAAAGAGCGUGAAGGACUGAAGAAUCAGCUGGAGAAUGAGCGACAGGAACAUGUACUGGCUAGCGCGAAGGCACUGGCGUCCAGCGAGGGCGAUGUCAAGACGUACCAGGACAAGAUCAAGAGUCUGGAGCAGGAGACCAUCGAACUGAAGGAGUGCCUGGAGGAGGAGAUCGCCGAGUUGGAGGAGGACUGCACCAAGUUGAGACAGGAGAACGAUGCCAAGCAGGCCGAGCUGGACCGAUUGAACGCGGCUAUCCUUGAGCAGACCAGUCGCCACACCGAGCUGACCAAGGUGAACACAGAUGUCGUCAUGCAACUGGAUGAUAAGACCAAGAUGUGCGACGAGCUUGAGCAUCGUGUGACUGAACUUAUGGACACAUCUGGACAAGCUGUAGCAGGCUUGGCCAACGCCCAACAAGACAAUAUUGCACUGGAGUCUCAGACACAGACAUUGCACGAGAAGUUGGAGGGUGUCCAGCGCGAGCGUGAGGCACUGGCUGCACAAAACUCAAAGUUGGCCGCGACCAUCACCGAGCAAGACACCAAGAUGGACAUUCUUGAGCAGUCAAUGGAACAGCUUCGCAACUCAUUGGCCACCGAACAGGCGAACGUCAGUCGUAUGGCUUCUCAGAUAGAGUCGAUCGAGGACGAGCGCAGGCAGACUGUCAACGAGGCGGAGGCCAAGCAAGCCAAGCAGGAGGACACCAUUCGCCGACUCAACCUGGCGAUAGAGUACGCGCGAUUUGAAAAGGAUCGGGAUGUUGAGGAGUUGAAGAAUCAGUUCGCCGCAUACAUCAAGGCCGAGCGCCAGAGAACGGAUGCGGGACAGACCGACCUGGAAACACUGCGCAAGACACUGGCUGCCAAGGAACACGAACUGGAGCUAAAGAACAAGGAGAUGGAGGAUCUCGAGGAGGAGCACUACAAAAAGUUGGAGAACAAAAUCAACGAGUGCAAGUCACUGGAGAAAGAGUUGGCGCAGCAUCGUCUGGCCAAGCAUCAAUAUGAGAUGCAGGCCUCACUUGGGGCAUCUGUCAACAAUGGUACCAGACCAAAUAUUGAUCUACCGGUAUCAUCAUCAAUUCUAAAGAACAACACAGGUGUGAUCAAUCAUCAUGCAUCUCCCACAAAGAACACGUCUUUGUCUGCCUCAUUGGCCACACCAUCCAUCUCUCAGGGACUGUCGCACAAGCAAUCAUACGUUCCACCACUCAAGCCAUUGCUCAAACCAAAGGCAACAACGACUACCAAGCGUGCCAGCAACGCCAACACUCAAUCAACCUCCACUUGUAAAUAA
This is a messenger RNA of Acytostelium subglobosum LB1, 5244 nucleotides long. RefSeq lists its product as hypothetical. The coding region runs from base 1 to 5244 and encodes 1747 amino acids. Gene Ontology annotation, biological process: microtubule-based movement. The transcript is spliced from 3 exons. Gene Ontology annotation, molecular function: ATP binding; microtubule binding; microtubule motor activity. The record is from RefSeq and is a predicted model, not a curated record. NCBI's taxonomy places the organism in Eukaryota, Evosea, Eumycetozoa, Acytosteliales, Acytosteliaceae.